Necator americanus (New World hookworm) is the source of this 1062-nucleotide messenger RNA. RefSeq lists its product as uncharacterized. The record is from RefSeq and is a predicted model, not a curated record. NCBI's taxonomy places the organism in Eukaryota, Metazoa, Nematoda, Chromadorea, Rhabditida, Ancylostomatidae. The transcript has a single exon. The coding region runs from base 1 to 1062 and encodes 353 amino acids.
AUGGAUGGGGUGUGGUAUGUGCGGCGUGUGGUAUUGGAUGGAGUGUUGCAUGUGCGGCGUGUGGUUUGGAUGGAGUGUUGGUAUGUGCGGCGUGUGGUUUGGAUGGUGUUGCAUGUGUGGUUUGGAGUGUGGUAUGUGCGGCGUGAAUGUGCGGUAUGUGGUAACUGGAGGGUGUUGCAUGUGCGGCGUGUGGUUUGGAUGGAGUGUGGUAUGUGCGGCGUGUGGUUUGGAUGGAGUGUUGCAUGUGCGGCGUGUGGUUUGGAUGGAGUGUUGCAUGUGAGGCGUGUGGUUUGGAUGGAGUGUGGUAUGUGCGGCGUGAAUGUGCGGUAUGGGGUAACUGGAGGGUGUUGCAUGUGCGGCGUGUGGUUUGGAUGGAGUGUGGUAUGUGCGGCGUGUGUGGUUUGGAUGGAUGUGAGGGUGUGGUUUGGUGUUGAUGUGGGCGUGUGGUUUGGAUGGAGUGUUGAUGUGAGGGUGUGUGUGCUGUGUGAUGUGGUUAUGGAGGUGUUGAUGUGGGGUGUGGUUGCAUGUGAGGCGUGUGGUUUGGAUGGAGUGUGGUAUGUUGGCGUGAAUGUGCGGUAUGGGGUAACUGGAGGGUGUUGCAUGUGGCGUGUGUUUAUGGCGUGUGGUUUGGAUGGAGUGUUGCAUGUGCGGCGUGUGGUUUGGAUGGAUGUGCGGCGUGUGGUUUGGAUGGAGUGUGGUAUGUGCGGCGUGAAUGUGCGGUAUGGGGUAACUGGAGGGUGUUGCAUGUGCGGCGUGUGGUUUGGAUGGAGUGUUGCAUGUGAGGCGUGUGGUAUGGAUGGAGUGUUGUAUGUGCGUGUGGUUUGGAUGGAGUGUUGUGGGCGUGUGGUAUGGGUAACUGGAGGUGUUGCAUUUGCGGCGUGUGGUUUGGAUGGAGUGUGUUAUGUACCGUAUGGGGUAACUAGAGGGUGUUGCAUGCGCGGCGUGUGGUUUGGAUGGAGUGUUGCAUGUGAGGCGUGUGGUUGUGGUUUGGAUGGAGUGUUGCAUGUGCGGCGUGUGGUUUGGAUGGAGUUUGCAUGUGAGCGUGUGGUUUGGAUGGAGUGA